Molecule: messenger RNA, 1637 nt
Organism: Pollicipes pollicipes
Lineage: Eukaryota; Metazoa; Arthropoda; Thecostraca; Pollicipedomorpha; Pollicipedidae
Product: dehydrogenase/reductase SDR family member 4
Exons: 9
Coding region: 1-900 (299 amino acids)
Molecular function (GO): carbonyl reductase (NADPH) activity
Source: RefSeq, a predicted model, not a curated record
AUGGCUACAAGAUUGCAAGGAAACCGUCUAAUAGUUUUGGUGGAUUGCACCAGAGCAUACAUACGUAGCAGGAUACGUGCAGUGUUGGAACAGUCAUCGAGCCGGCUGUCCUGGCAGAGCACCAUGGCAUCCAAGCUUGCUGGAAAAGUAGCAAUUGUCACAGCAUCAACAGCAGGGAUUGGCCUUUCGAUCGCGCGUCGGCUGGGCCGCGAUGGCGCGCGCGUGGUCGUCAGCAGCCGCAACCAGCAGAACGUGGAUGCCACAGUCAGCGCGCUCAGCGAGGAGGGCCUGGAAGUGUCCGGCGUCAAGUGUCACGUGGGCAACCCGUCAGAGAGGCAGGCACUUGUGGAGCGGGCGCUGGAGAAGUAUGGUGGUAUCGAUAUCCUUGUGUCCAACGCGGCCACCAACCCAGUGUUUGGCGGUCUCCUUGACUGCCCGGAGGCCGGCUGGAACAAGAUCUUCGACGUGAAUGUCAAGUCAGCGUACCUGCUGACAAAGCUGGUGGUGCCGUACAUGGAGCAGCGCGGUGGCGGCUCCAUCGUCUUCAUCGCCUCCGUGCUCGGCCAGAUCCCGAACUCGAUGCUGGCCGCCUACUCGGUCAGCAAGAUGGCUCUGCUCGGCGUAAGCCAGGUCUACUCUAAGGAGUGUGCGCCCAAGAACAUACGGGUCAACGCGGUGGCACCAGGCUUCAUCAACACCAAUUUCAGCUCUGUCUUGGUGAACACGGAGUCGAUUCGGACCGGGAUCGAGAACAGCAUCUACAUGCGCAGGAUUGGGGAGCCGGACGAGGUUGCCGGCAUCACGUCCUUCCUCUGCUCCGACGACGCCUCGUACAUCACCGGCGCGGUGAUGAACGUGAACGGCGGCCUAGGCGACACCAUGGGCAGCAGCUCGCUGUAGUGUCCAGUGCGGGCUGCGAGCCCCAACAGAAGCGGUGGUGACCGUCAGCCGUCGGCAGGGCGCGCUCGCGACGGCGCUCGGCGGACGCGCGCCCCGCUCGGCGCAGGGUGGCCUUAGCAGAGCGUGUAGUGGGAUCGUACUGCCUGCGCACUAGUAUGGACUAUUCACGGGUGGGGCAGGAGAGUGUGUGUAUCGAGUUAAACUGUCUGCAACAUGCUAUUGAUCGGUAUUAACCAGAGCGCACGGCUAGAUGUCGGUACGCCGGCUUGUGUGUCAUGAAAGGGGGUGUUCAACUUAGCUAUUGAUCGGUUUGUAGGGAUUGUCGUUGGGUGAUUGUUGGUGUCUGUGCAACUGUUGCGUAUUCAUGCGUCAUAGGCGUCCUCGUUGUUGACCAGCAUUAAUAUGCUUCAUGUGUGGCUUCAUCUCAGGAAAAGCCUUCCGUAGAGCGAAUUUUCUGCCGCUGAGGAGGUUUUAUACUGUGCAAUAUGCAAGCGUCGAGUCCAUUUCGGGCGCAGGCCUGCUUGAUGAACUUAGGAUGCGUCGUAUAUCUAAACAUUAGAACGGUGACAACAUGAAAGCGUGACACUUCUACCAUGAUUUUGGUUUUCAUUUUCGUCAUUGUAUUUCGUGGAGCCUUCACCAACGUAAAAGCAAUUGGUGUUGUAGCAAUUUUGAUAUUCCUCUCCCUCUGUUGUAUCCAAUACACGUUUGAUACCAUGCCACUGUGCGUGGUGGUA